AUGGCCGAUCUUGUCAAACAAGAGCCGGUUCCAAACGACCAUCUCGUUCUCAAAAGAACUUUGAAUGAUGUUGUCGAAGACGACAACGAUCUGCAAAAUGGUGCCAGUACCAAACGACCUAUAAUUGUACCGGAUCGCAAGCCAGAUCUGCGAUACACGCUUUUGAAAACUGGACUUUGUUACGACGUUCGCAUGCGAUACCACGCUAAAAUCUUUACGUCAUAUUUCGAAUACAUCGACCCACAUCCAGAAGACCCCAGACGUAUUUACAGAAUUUAUAAAAUUUUGGUGGAAAACGGGCUGGUUCACGAUCCCACGCUGAGUGGAAUUGACGAGAUUGGUAACUUCAUGCUGAAAAUCCCUGUACGUGAGGCAACAGAAUCUGAAAUUCUGCAAGUGCACACGAAAGAACACUUGGAAUUUCUUUCACGAACGCCACAGAUGACCAGGGAUCAGCUUUUAAAAGAGACCGAAAAGGGAGAUUCCGUGUAUUUCAACAACGAUUCGUUUCUGAGCGCCAAAUUAUCAUGUGGAGGCGCAAUUGAAGCCUGCAAAGCCGUAGUGGAAGGGCGUGUAAAAAAUGCAUUGGCCGUUGUAAGGCCUCCCGGACAUCAUGCCGAACCUGAACUGGCAGGCGGAUUUUGUCUUUUCAGCAACGUUGCCGUUGCUGCUCAAAAUACGCUAAAAGCUUAUCCUGAAAGUGUGCGAAAAAUAAUGAUUUUAGACUGGGACGUUCAUCACGGCAACGGGACCCAAAAGGCUUUUUACGAGGAUGAUAGAGUGUUAUACAUCUCUAUUCAUAGACACGAGCUCGGAAAAUAUUAUCCUGGAACAAUGCAUGGAAACUAUGAUAGAGUGGGCGACGGGAAAGGCGAAGGGUUUAACUGUAAUAUACCUUGGCCCUGUGGAGGACUUGGCGAUGCUGAAUAUAUGUGGGCGUUUGAGCAGGUCAUCAUGCCCAUGUGUCGUGAAUUUCAGCCUGAUCUAGUAAUCGUAUCGUCCGGUUUCGACGCUGCUGACGGUGACACCAUUGGCCAAUGUCACGUAACACCCAGCUGCUAUGGACAGAUGACGCAUAUGCUAAAAUCUUUGGCCAGAGGUAACCUUUGUGUUGUGCUCGAAGGUGGUUAUAGCUUAGAUUCUAUCGCCAAGAGCGCAUUAGCAGUAGCCAAAGUUUUAAUCGGUGAGCCUCCGGAUGAAUUACCCGAAGUAAAACAGCCCAGGCCUGAAGCACUUGAAGUAAUUGAUACCGUUAUAAGAGCACAGUCAAAAUAUUGGAAAUGUUUUAAAGGUUCCCAUGCUAAUGAUGGGUGCUCACUCGCUGAGAAGGCCACGGAGACAGUUAUCAAUAAAAACUUCCCCCUCCAAAGGGCUAUUCGUCAGCAGCAAAUUCAGCUUCUUAAGGACGAGUAUAGUUUCGUUACUCUACCAUUAGCCAACAUGGGUCUACCAGAUGACACAGCCAUGUUCUCCCCUAACAUAUAUGACGCACAAGCAAUAUUGGUGUGCGUUCACGAUACCCCAGAAAUAUGGGCUCGACGUAGUCGCGUCACAGGUAAUAUCGAUCCGUCAUCUUCUAUUAUCGUGGACACCACAGUGGAUGUGAUUAAAUGGGGAAUAGAGAAGAAGUAUGGGAUAAUGGACAUUAAUGUACCCCAGUCUCUACAAGAACAGGACAAUUACUCUGCUGUAACGACGGCUCAAGAACUGCUUGUUUUUAUCUGGGACAAUUACCUGAAGUACUUCCCAAUGUUGAACAAAGUCGCUUUCAUCGGGAUUGGAGACGCUUAUAGUGGCAUUGUUCACCUUCUCGGACAUAGAGACACGAGAAACGUGGUGAAGUGUGCCAUUUCGUUCAUUGAUCGGAAGCCCUUGAGACCUUUGAUACCAUUAGUCGAUGAGACUCUUGCGGACUGGUAUUACAAAAACUCGCUGGUCUUUGCGAGCAAUGAAAAUGCGUGCUGGGGGAGUGACGGUAACGAUAGUAAAAAGCCCAGGAAGAAAUUUGGGCGGGUCCUGAGAUGCGACUCUGACGGUCUUAACAACAAUUUUGAAGAGAGAUUCGAUGAGGCAACUGACUUCAUAUUAGACGCCUUUGAGGAAUGGAGUGACAGUGAGUAA
Lachancea lanzarotensis is the source of this 2121-nucleotide messenger RNA. RefSeq names its product LALA0S03e00870g1_1 (gene HDA1). The transcript has a single exon. Gene Ontology annotation, biological process: chromatin organization. Gene Ontology annotation, molecular function: histone deacetylase activity. The record is from RefSeq and is a predicted model, not a curated record. Lineage: Eukaryota; Fungi; Ascomycota; Saccharomycetes; Saccharomycetales; Saccharomycetaceae. Gene Ontology annotation, cellular component: histone deacetylase complex. Bases 1 to 2121 code for a protein of 706 amino acids.